Messenger RNA from Branchiostoma floridae (Florida lancelet), 2598 nucleotides. RefSeq names its product monocarboxylate transporter 10-like. The transcript is spliced from 6 exons. Gene Ontology annotation, biological process: transmembrane transport. Lineage: Eukaryota; Metazoa; Chordata; Leptocardii; Amphioxiformes; Branchiostomatidae. Gene Ontology annotation, molecular function: transmembrane transporter activity. Bases 114 to 2480 code for a protein of 788 amino acids. The record is from RefSeq and is a predicted model, not a curated record.
CCUUUGUGCAACGGAGACAUUUCUAGAACAAUGGUUCUAAGUUACGGCACACUGUUGUUGCACUGAUGAAAGAUAGAUCAGCGAUGACUUAGCCGCGGGGCCGUGCAGUCGGCAUGUCGGGGACUGUGCCGUCCUCCCCCGCCCAGGCCGACCCCGGCAUGGCGGUGACCGGGUACAGCAGGGACGAACUCAACCCCUCGGACGGAGACACCGCAGAAUGGAAGGACAGGGGCUGCGCUUGGAUCGUCUGUAUUGCCGUCUUCCUCAUCAACUUCUUCAUGGUCGGCACGCACCAAUCCUACGGAGUCUUGUUUCCAGCUUUCUUAGACGAAUUCGGAGCAAGUCGAGCAAGUGCAGCUUGGGUCGGCUCUUUGGCCUACGGGCUACUUCUUCUUGGCGGCCCCUUCGCAGGCAGUAUGUGCAAGACCUACGGACCUCGCAAGGUGGCAUUGUCGGGCAGUGUUCUCUGCUUUCUCGGGCUGCUUCUGACGUCUAUCGUGGAGGCGUUUCCGGUCAUCUUCUUCACGUACGGAGUUCUGUUCGGCCUCGGGUCCAGUCUGGCCUACAGUCCGGGUAACGUGGUCAUCACGUGGUACUUCGAAAAACACCGCACCUUGGCCACGGGUAUUGCAGCCGCUGGGGGAAGCUUCGGCAACGUGGCGCUCGCACCACUGCUGCAGGCGAUGGUGGACAGUCAAGGCUGGAGGAGCGCCAUCAGAUAUUUCCUUAUUUGGCAGAUAGUUGUCGGGUUCGCCGCCCUCGCCUACCGACCUCUCCCGCCGGGAUCCCAGCCAACCCAGCUGCAGACGUUCAAGACUUCCCCCGCUAAGAACUACGUGCUGGACCUGUCUCUGUGGAGGAACGAGGUCUUCAUAGUCUGGACUGCCGCCAUCUCUCUCACCAUGUACGGCUACUACAUCCCGUAUGUCCACCUGCCGAGUUAUGCCGCCGAUUUGGGUGUGUCUGACGGGCCGGUGCUGGUGUUGAUCCUGGGUGCAGCGUCCACGUGUAGCCGCCUGCUGUUCGGUCCGGUACUGCAGCUACAGUUCCUGGUGCAGCUGAACCGCCUCCACAUCCAGACAUUCAGCAUGAUCGUCACAGCUGUGGUCACGCUGGUGUUACCCGCAUGCAGCACGUUUGGCGGGCUUGUGACCUGUGUGUUACUCCUGGGUUUGUUUGACGGCUGCUUUGUCACCCUCCUGCCCAUCCUGACUGUGGAUCUUGUGGGCGUGGAGAACAUGUCGCUAGCCUGGGGCUUCACGCUGGGGUCGUGCUCCGUGUCAUUCAUCUUGGGCCCGCCCACCGCAGGUUGGAUACGCUCUUCUGCGCAGUCGUACCACCCUGCCUUCUACGUCGCCGGUACCAUCGUGAUGUUGGGCGGCCUGUUGCUGUUUGCCAUCCCGUGGGCCAAACGUCGCAACACGCUGCGCAACAACAACACCUUACCCGUGCAGUUCUCAGGCAUAAACAUCAGCAGCGGCUCGGACACUUCGAGUUCGAGUCAGGGAACCGACGAAGGAGUCGGAACGAUACCGAAAACGUCGAGCCAAGAGUGCGCAUGCGCCAUGCCAUUGUCCGCAACAAGAUCGAUUGUAGACGCAAGUGUCCUCGAUUACGUCAUGAAGUUAGAGGAAGCCCACAUAUACGCCGAGGAGUAUUCCAAGAUGGGGAGCCAAGCUUACGAGAUGCAAACCGUUACAGCACCUGGUGAAGACCUGGCGACCUUUGAGCGGGGGGAGGAUGCCGCAUCGUCGGAUGUGCCUUAUGACGUCACAAAACAGCCGUUGGAGGCGUCCGAGGGUGUAACCAACAAGGUCGAAUUCUCUGAUACUCCAACUUCUUCCACUCACCACUCUCCUUCUGUGAGUGUGACGUCAUCUCUGUGUGCUGACGGUCGGCUGUCCCCGGCCUUUGCCACCGGCAACCCAUUCUUAGAAGAGCCUGACCAACAGCAGACAGAUGAGGCUCUUCUGUCAAUUAGCAUCGCUCCCCCUGCGCCCGCGGCGGUUUCUUUCUCCACACCUGCCACCACGGACUCGCUCAUCGACAUGUCGCCAUACACUACAACGGAUGUAUCAGGCAGUCCUACAAUAGACUGUGCGCCCACAAACACCGAGGUACCAGUGAUCAUGUUACCUGAUGCAUCCGUUGUCUUUGGAGACACAGAUCAUCGUCUGGAACCGAUUCGAAUGGUCAGAAGCGAAUGUUUGGCCAAGGAACUGCAGGUGACAGACGUCCGACCACGUAGUCGACGAUCAUCGGAGAGCAGCGCAUCGGACCUGCCCGUACAGCCGGGUCCGGCGAUCUUGCCGCCGCCACCGCGCGUUCACCGCUCGUCGGAGGGUGCUUCUAGCCUAGACAGCACUUCAGUGAUCGAUACAGACUGGGUGAUUGUGUCCAACCCACCUGAGGCGUCUACAGCCCAGCAACAACAGAGCAUCAAUGACGGGGUCCCGCACGCAACUCAGAAUGAGCAUUGACUUUGCGACCAUAAACUAUACAUCACAUGUAUAACAUGACUUUUGAGUAUGCACCGACGAAGAUGAAAAGAAAGGAAUAGUCUUAUUUUAUUCAAUGAAUAAAGUUUACAAUUCCUUC